CAGAUGGCCUGUCCGUGACAUUUUCAUGUCAAGUUUCAGCAGCUAGCCGAUAUUACCUGAAACUUUCAGGUAGUGCCGGCUAGCCACCAGCUAUUGCGAUACAUAAGCACACAGGUCGCUUCGCUUCUGUCUCUCUACCAUCGGUAUCAUCGCAUCAUGGAGGCAUCGCUGUACAAGGACGUCGUCAUCUCCCGCGGCCUGACAUACAAUUACUACUUCUCCCCUGCCCAGUCCUCCAAGCCGACUCUGCUGUUCUGUCAUGGCUUCCCAUCCACGUCUUAUGACUGGCGCCACAUCGUGCCUCGUCUGAAGGAUAAGGGGUACGGCGUGCUUGCGUUGGACAUGCUUGGGUAUGGUGGGACCGACAAGCCUACUGACCCGGCGGCGUACGUCCCGAGUCUGAUAUGCAAAGAUAUUAUCGAUGUCCUGGAUGCCGAGAAGAUUGAGGGUGUUAUUGCCGUAGGCCAUGACUGGGGCUGCCAGGCGACCUCGCGCCUUGCAAACUACUACCCCGAGCGUAUACUCGCCUACGUGUUCUUCGCCCUCUCUUUCUUACAAGUGUUGUCCCCGGAGGAGUCUCAAAUGCUCCAGGGCUUCCUGAAGAAGCAGCUCGGGUAUGAAACGUUCGGCUACUGGAGUUUCAUGAGUGAGCCGGACGCGCAUGAGAUCUUACUGGCACAUAUUGACUCGGUUGUCAGCAUCAGUUUUGCUCACGAUCCUAAGAUCUUGAGAGAUCGCGCAUGCCCGACGGGCGCGCUCAAGCGGACCCUACUCGAAGACUUUACUGCGCCUCUACCAUCUUACCUUUCUGAGGAAGACGCGAAACACUUUGUGGAGACGUUCAGGCGUGACGGCUUUGCGGCGCCGGUGUGUUGGUACAAGGUUGUGACGAGCCAGCUAGCCGCCGAGGACGACCAGCAGAUCCCUUCCGAGCGCAAAUUCCCGCCGGCCCGCGCGCCGAUCUACUUUGGCGCAACGAAAAAUGACGAAGUCUGCGCUCCCAUCAUUGGAUACACGGUUUUUGCGCACGAGGCGUUCAGCAAGCACAGUGUGACGAUGAAAGAGUAUGACUCGGACCAUUGGCUUAUUCUCUCUCAUGCAGACGAGAUUGUCGAUGAUCUCGAGGAGUGGAUUGAAGGUACCGUUGUUACGAAAGUCACGCCUUAAGCUAGUGGCUUCCGUAGUACGUAUUGGAGGCGUGGCAACUGAUGUCUUAUCUAUAGAGUAGCUGAUGCCCGUGCUCACACACAAGCUGGUCAUCGAGGCUUGCAGAUGUUACAUGGAUUUAUGUCAAAUGCAUGUCUGAAUUCA
This is a messenger RNA of Phanerochaete carnosa HHB-10118-sp, 1311 nucleotides long. RefSeq lists its product as uncharacterized. NCBI's taxonomy places the organism in Eukaryota, Fungi, Basidiomycota, Agaricomycetes, Polyporales, Phanerochaetaceae. The coding region runs from base 157 to 1167 and encodes 336 amino acids. Gene Ontology annotation, molecular function: hydrolase activity. The record is from RefSeq and is a predicted model, not a curated record. The transcript has 4 exons.